AUGUCUCUGCCCGAACUGCCUACCAAUCGUCGAUUCUUAACUCGGCUAUUCAAUUCGCUAGCUGCACCACCACCAGCACCACCAGCCCCGUCAUCACCUGAUGCCGCCGCCUCGCUCACCGACGACAAGCACCACCCCAACCCCCUCGAUAGCGUACCACUCGCGGUGAAGAAACAACUACUUUCCUUGCAAGUUCUCUUCCCAACCGAAUUCGUUCCCGCGCUAGACGUCCUCGACCGCCACCUAGUCACUCGAUUUCGCAUCCGAAACCAUCCGUCUCCUUCUGUGCAUCGACAAGAUGGACACCAUUAUGCCGACGUGGUGAUGCGACUAGGCGGUGACGACGACGACGGCGACAAUGAUGAAGAGAUGCACAUGAGUGAUGAUGCACAACACAAAGAUGCGACGCGUACAUCUACCACAAAACACACCUCCCUCCCUCACGAAGAAGCAACAUCGACAACAUCAGUACCCGUAAAUGUCACAACUUCUGCUUACGACAACACCAAAUCAUCAAUCUACUACGUUCAAUCCGCCCAGCACCACCGCUCCUCCCGCUACUCCUCCACUUCCUCCUCCUCCGACCAAACCCCAACCUACCAAGUCCGCCUCACUACCUGGUCCUGCUCCUGUCCCGCCUUCACUUUCGCCGCCUUUCCUGCUAACCCCUCACCACCCUCUACUCCCCUCGCUAACCAUCAUGACAAUGACUCCCAUGAAAAUAAUGACACACCACAAGACCACCCCUGGAUCUUCGGCGGAAUAACACUAGGCGAUGAUAUGCCCCCCGUAUGCAAACACCUGCUAGCCUGUCUACUCGCUGAAAAGUGUAAGAACCUCUUUGGUCAAUUUAUCACCGAGAAAGUGGUUUCUGUAGAUGAAGCCGCAGGCUGGGCGGCUGGAUGGGGGGAUUGA
Messenger RNA from Bipolaris oryzae ATCC 44560, 915 nucleotides. RefSeq lists its product as uncharacterized. The record is from RefSeq and is a predicted model, not a curated record. The transcript has a single exon. Gene Ontology annotation, molecular function: zinc ion binding. NCBI's taxonomy places the organism in Eukaryota, Fungi, Ascomycota, Dothideomycetes, Pleosporales, Pleosporaceae. Bases 1 to 915 code for a protein of 304 amino acids.